AUGUUGCUCCCUCCGUCUCUUACAGCCCCACACACUCAGCAGCAGAGAGCCCUCUAUAGCACGCCCACCCCACAGCACACCCGUCCAGCCAUACACAACACGCAGCCACUCACCGUCAGGCCACACACACGCACCAGACGGAGCAGUGUCAGCGUCCCCCGCACGGUGCACAGCGGCAGAUUCCCCAGUUUGGGCCGCACUCGCAGCAGUCCCAGAGCGGCUACCCCUAAGCCGUGGGAAUCGCCAUCGUCACACGUCUCCAGCAAGGGGACAGCCCACAGACGGACCACUACCCCCCUGUACACGUUGCUCGCCUGCCUGUUCGCUCAGUAA
This is a messenger RNA of Leptomonas pyrrhocoris, 333 nucleotides long. RefSeq lists its product as hypothetical. The transcript has a single exon. Lineage: Eukaryota; Euglenozoa; Kinetoplastea; Trypanosomatida; Trypanosomatidae. The coding region runs from base 1 to 333 and encodes 110 amino acids. The record is from RefSeq and is a predicted model, not a curated record.